This is a messenger RNA of Dermacentor andersoni, 1435 nucleotides long. RefSeq lists its product as uncharacterized. Gene Ontology annotation, molecular function: protein binding. Lineage: Eukaryota; Metazoa; Arthropoda; Arachnida; Ixodida; Ixodidae. The record is from RefSeq and is a predicted model, not a curated record.
CGGAGCUGUCUGCGGUUCCCGUUGCUUGACCAGGUUUUUGGUGGUGGAGACUGAGAUCACAGCCACCACGGCUACCCCGGCUGAAAACGAGUCGGUGACGGCGUCGGAUGAAGCCGAUACCAUGAAGGCUGGUGUCCUGCCCGGGGACGUGACUCCGCCCACUGUAGUAGGGGGCGGGGCACCCCCGCAGCAGGCACUAGUGUUCUCACCGGCUGACGUGCCACUGCCCAAGUUCGGGGUGCCGCGAUCCAUUCUGACUUGUCGGCCUAACUCGCACCCAUUUCCGGAGCGAGUGCUCAACCUCGACCAGCCUGCCAAGGUCGGCCGUUCAGUGGCUCGGUGCCGGCAGGCACCCAACAAUGCCAUUUUCGACUGCAAGGUGCUCUCGCGAAACCAUAGCCUUCUUUGGUAUGAAAAUGGAAAAUUUUAUCUCCAAGACACCAAAAGCAGCAAUGGUACUUUCGUCAGCAACCAGCGCCCAAGCAAAGGUGCUGAGAGGUCGCCGGCCCAGGAAGUCUGCUCCGGCGACAUUGUACAGUUCGGUGUUGACGUGGUGGAAAACUCUAGGAGAGACAUGUUCCAGAGACGACUGGGUGGGCCCCAUUCAGGACGAGCGGGCUAUCGCGGCGUACCACUACCGAAACAACCAGUGGCAGUCCUUCCUUACGCCCGACAGCAUCACCAAGAUGAUGCGACUUGCCCUCAAGGUAAACCCGAGCGUGUGCGUAGCGGCCUACUGCGUGGACUACGAGGAUUAUCAGGACAUGUGCAAGAAGAACGAGACGUUCCCGCGACUUACGGCUGUGCGACACAUACUCGAUCAAGUCAGGACGCGCUGACCGCCAUCCGUUACCCAACCAGACCACAUCAUUCAUCACUGGCAAUCCUUGAAAUUAUAUUACAUUAAAUCGAUCUCGUGUUUUGCCAAAUGGCUCCAAAUCAGGUCCAACCUUUCCUUUCUUUCUUUCUUUCUUUCUUUCUUUCUUUCUUUCUUUCUUUCUUUUUUUCUUUCUUUCUCUUUCUUUUUUUCUUCUUUUAAUGCACAGCAAGGUUAUCGCCUUGCUUACCAGGUCAGGGCUGAAGAAGCCGACAGUGGCCACGCAGGACAAGCAAUGCAUCUCGAACUCAGGUUGUUAUAGUGAAAAUGCAUUUUUUUUCUUUAUGAAUGGGCGGGGGGGGAUUGAAAGGACGGAAAUAUAAUGAAAGUAAAGAGAGAGAAAACUGAGCACCGCCGCUAGGCGUCGAACCAACGGUCAUACUAACGUGUCGAUGGUCACUGAUGAGCAUCACGCCCAUAAACUUAGUGUACGGAAGCAUUUCUCAAGAAAGGCAAAUGUAUAUUCCCGCUUCAUCUUCCUUUCCAACGAAAACGUACGACCCUCAAGAGAUCUUUAAUGACAGAAAGGUGGAGAGGUCGGCCUGAGUGAAGUGCCUG